GAAAGCCUCACGUGGGGUCAGAAAAAUCACAGACUCCACAUGCCCACCACCAUUAUUCGAUUUCGCACACUAUUGCGAUUGUCCAGUCAGAGAUUCUCAUGUCGCUGUAAAUUCGACAUCCCCUUGGGGCCAUUUCCGUCCAUGCACCCACCUUAAUUACGCGGCGAAUCUCAUCUUCGACGCCGAUCCGAGUCAUCAACCUACUACACCAGCUCCUUUCACAGGUCGAAUUUCCAAUUCUACCCUUGACAUUAUCCUCGUCCUUUUUGACGCUCCUCGUACCUUUCACAAAUUUGUCGCCUUUUUCUUUCGUAACUCGUUUUAACCUCAGCUUUCGACAUCUUCAGUAAUCCCAUCGAUAUCACAUCACAGAGAAGAAGGCCUUACCCGCGUAACCAAUCAUUUUAACUCGUUCAGUUUGACUCACAGAGUUAUCACCGUGUUCGCUCAGCUGCGCCAUGAGCUGGCUCAGGAGGAUCGAGCUCGUCGAGCCCUACUACAGCCCUCCCCUUCUUCUCCGAGAAACAACCUCCAUUUUCGCUCCCAAAGCUCUACCUUUCCCUUCAUUUUUCGAAGAUGUUGAGGAGGAUUACGAGCUCGGCUACGCUCUGGACUUCUUCAGUCCUCCCAGCCCCAUCAAAACGCCGUCGCUUCUGUCGUACAAGCUGAUUCAGCGAGUUGAGAGGCUCGGAAGUGAGAUCUUGUUGCAGAGCCUGAGCGACCGAGUCAGUGAGCUGGAGUCGCGGUUUGAUCGGCUGGCCAAGGUCAAAUCGGGUGGGGAUCGGAAAUACACGUGGACGGCGGAGAUCAAGGGCCCCGAGAAGCACGGCCUUGAACGGAAAUACAAAUGGACGACGGAGAUCAAAGAGGGAAAGCAUAAGAAAAAGGCGGAGAAGGAAGAGGCGACUGACAAGAAGUACAGAUGGACGGCUGAGAUUGAAGGGAAGGGAGAGAUCUCGCGCAAGUACACGUUCACAGCAUCGAAUGGUGAUGAUGCAAGUAACAGCAGCGAAACGAAGGAGAAGGAGGAGAAGAAAAAGAAGAAGGAUAAGAAGGAAAAGAAGGAAGGGAGGGACACGCGUUUGGUGGAGAUUGAAGAGCUUGUUGAUCAUGGGGCUGUCGUUCUAAGACAGGCUUUUGCAAAGAGAGCUGGAGCUACUGGAAAGGCUAAGGGAAAGAGGAAGGAGCUGUCUCCUCAAGAUGCAGCAAUGAUGAUACAGAUGACUUUCAGAGCUUAUCUGAUCCGCAGAUCGCAGGCUCUCCGGGCCCUUAGAGAUCUGGCAGUUGCCAAGUCCAAGUUGAAGGAGAUCAGAGCAUUGUUCAAUAACUUCUCCUACCGCCGUCGUGUAGCUCAUGACGCAGCAGAGCGUCAGAGGUUCACCGAAAGAAUCAUUGUUCUGCUCCUCACUGUUGAUGCCAUUGAGGGCGCUGAUGUAAUGGUGCGAACUGCAAAGAGGUCGAUGGUGGAUGAGCUGGAAGCAAUGCUCGACGUGGUUGACCCCCAGCCUGCUGGAAAAUCACUCUCCAUGAGGAGGAGGACCUUUGAUAUGCCAGAUGGGGUCAUUCAGAGGGAAAUUGCUGAAGGUGUGGCGCAGGUUGUCCAAAUGCUGGAGCGUGAAGAGAACAGUUCUAAUACCUUCGAGGCAUGCUUGUAAGUGCACGGGAAUGUGACCGAUGACCUCCAUUCGGAGGUGUCUCUUGUUGUAGCUGUUACUAGAGAGAUGUAGCCUAGCUGAGGAAUUUAAAACUAGAUGUUGUUCUCCUACUAGCAAGAUGUACCCUUGGUUUCCCUCGUUGUGCUUAAGACUUGUAUGAUCUUUGAAGUGCUGCGUUUAUAUAUUUGGUUUUCUAAAUCUAGCAAAUCCUUUGUUGUGAACUACCUUGAAUAACAUGCGUGGCAGAGCCUUAGCA
This is a messenger RNA of Prunus persica (peach), 1911 nucleotides long. RefSeq names its product BAG family molecular chaperone regulator 7. NCBI's taxonomy places the organism in Eukaryota, Viridiplantae, Streptophyta, Magnoliopsida, Rosales, Rosaceae. The transcript has 3 exons. The coding region runs from base 459 to 1655 and encodes 398 amino acids. Gene Ontology annotation, cellular component: plasmodesma. Gene Ontology annotation, molecular function: protein binding. The record is from RefSeq and is a predicted model, not a curated record. Gene Ontology annotation, biological process: protein folding.